GAAUGGCUAAGGUUGUUCUUACUCAUACAUUUGAAGAGAGAGAUAGAGAAUUACAUGUACAUCUACAUAAAGAUAUAUACUUCUCACGAAUUAGUCAACAAGUAUAACUGCUAUUUCAUCCAAGAAAACUGCUUUAUUCAAUUAAAAGUGAGUAAUUUUAAAUUUUAAAUUUUAAAUUUUAAAUUUAGACUGUAGCUAUAUCGGAGUGAUUACAAUCGGAGUUUAUAUCCCGAAACAGGCGAAAUGUAUACUAUAUAAUUUAUUGCAGGUUUAUUUUAUUUUUAUAUUUAUUUAGCUCUUCGCGCUCAGGUACAUUAAUGCCUGGGUCUCAGUUUGUGUAUUUAGCGAAAAUAGACAAAAAUCAUGAAAAAAUAAGUAUGGCCUUGAUUAUUACCAUUCAAGUUUUAUAUGAUUUAUCAAAGGAGAUUCUAAAAAUUGUCAGUUUUCUAGUCAUAUGUUUGAAAUUGACAAAACUUCUGAAAAGGGUUGAAAAACCAUGAAAAAAGCCACGAUUCGCAACUGUCCAAUAGGUUCCUGUCCAAUGUCGUAAAAUAUUGGAUCGGCACGUGACCCUCUCAACGAUUACUGAUUGGUUUAGUGCGUGUGAGUGUAUAAUAAAUAUAUUUAUAUAUAUUUAUAUUAUUUCCAUGCAGUUUGAAGUAAAUAUAUUUGUGUCUUCACUUUCAGCCUGGAUAUGACGCGUCUACCACUUGUCAGCUUUCUUUGUUUGUUAACAAUUUUGGAGAUUUCUGCUGCAAAAACUGA
Messenger RNA from Paramuricea clavata, 765 nucleotides. The record is from the annotation of a GenBank genome assembly. NCBI's taxonomy places the organism in Eukaryota, Metazoa, Cnidaria, Anthozoa, Malacalcyonacea, Plexauridae.